This is a messenger RNA of Poeciliopsis prolifica (blackstripe livebearer), 2861 nucleotides long. Its product is annotated as uronyl 2-sulfotransferase-like. The annotation marks the transcript as partial. The record is from RefSeq and is a predicted model, not a curated record. The transcript has 5 exons. Gene Ontology annotation, molecular function: sulfotransferase activity. Gene Ontology annotation, cellular component: membrane. Lineage: Eukaryota; Metazoa; Chordata; Actinopteri; Cyprinodontiformes; Poeciliidae.
GUUUGUGUGUGUGUGGCUCUUGUGCAGGUGGAUCUAGUGAAGAACAUCAGUAAGAUCCCUCAGCCAUUUCUCUACACAAGACAUGUUCACUUCAUGAAUUUCACCAGGUUCCGGAUAGAGCAGCCUGUAUACAUCAACAUAAUCCGGGAUCCUAUAAGCCGGUUCCUCUCCAACUAUUUCUUCCGUCGCUUUGGUGAUUGGAGAGGGGAGCAGAACCACCUCAUCCGAACGCCAGGGAUGAAAGAUGAUGAGCGAUACCUUGAUAUAAAUGUGUGCAUUCUCGAGAAUUACCCUGAGUGCUCCAAUCCUCGAGUUUUCUACAUCAUUCCCUAUUUCUGUGGACAACAUCCUAAGUGCAGAGAACCUGGAGUGUGGGCUUUGGAGAGGGCCAAGCAGAAUGUGCUGGAGAACUACCUCCUUGUGGGGAUCUUGGAGGAGCUGGAGGAUGUUCUGCUUAUGCUGGAGAGACUCUUACCCCAUUACUUUUCUGGAGUACUUGACAUUUAUAAGAGUCCAGAAUAUCGAAAAAUGGGAAACCUGACCGGCACGGUCAGAAAACAUACCCCUACGCUCGAGGCCCUGCAGGUGUUGUAUCACCGCAUGCGCUACGAGUACGAGUUCUAUGACUUCAUCCGUGAUCAGUUUCACCUCAUGAAGAAGAAAAUUGGCCUGAGAUCCACCUCUCGCCCGCCGGUCUACCCGCCAGAUUUCUUACGUGAACUGGCCCUUCGAACACCUGAACCUUUAGAUGAAGAUGAAGAGCUAGACUCAGACCUGGAGGAUGCCAACAGCUGGCUGGUUCAUCCCUGAAGAAAGCGUAAACAGUGGAUAAAGCCAAACAAUAGAGUCGACUAAAACUGGCUAAAGAAAGCUUGAGAAACCCACAGGAAUAGUGGCAGUAUGUCCCAUCUUUUGGAUGUUGGCACCUUUACUUUGGAGAGUUCGGUUUUUCGUCUUCAAGCUCUUAUGAUGAAAGACCCAGCACUUUGGACUUACGCAACUGAAAGAAACAAAAAUGAUCUAUUUAAGAACUGGACAAGGACAGAUGAAAAUAAUUACAGGCUCAAGUUAUUUCAUAAUUGAUUUUACUGGAGCUUGUUAUGAGGGUUUUAUGAUCUUAACUGUUAUAAUCUCCAGGAGAGAUUAGAGGGCAAUUUAAUGUGUUGGGAUAUACACUAAAUGUUGAAGAGGAUUUCAGAGACAUUUCCAGUCAGACUUUUAUUUUAUAAAAGUGCUGAUUUAAUUUUAAAAAAUGACUUGGAGGGGGGGAAGGGGGAGUGCCAAAAGUAUUAUAUGUAUAUUAGUUGUGCAGGACUGUUAUAAGUGCCAAAUCUCAUUAGGAUGUCCAGUAACUGUGAGACAGGAAGCUUUGGGAUCACAGUUGGUAACAGUUGCAUUAAGUUAAGUCAGUUGUUAUACGAUGUUUAUAACAUUUUAAGGAAUUGUCAAAUGUUGUAAGGUAUGAAUGAGGGUUAAACCAAACACAUCUAUUAUGAAUUCAGAGAAUUCCACCUAGAUGUACAUGAAUGACUGAGUUUGACCUUGCCAACAGAGUAAUUUAGAAUAGUUUUGGGAAAUACAAUUCUUUUAGAGUAUGUCAGGGGUAUGAGUUACAUGCUAAAAGCAUUAGGGUGCCUCAUUUGUAAUCCAAAGGUGAAAAGAAAUCAGAGUUUACCAAAUAACUAUUCUGCUGUGAUGCUUUUUUAAACUGUAUAAAUAUCCUGCAGGGUUUUUUAUUUUGUGAAAUAAUGCUUUGUGAACAUCUGCAGCAAAAUGAGGGAUUUGAUCACAACUGGAUAGCAUUUUGCCUUUUAUUUUGACUUGGUUAUGAAUGAUAUUUGCUUGCAAGGUAUGGAAGUGUUUGUGAUCUUUUGUGUUUUAGAGAGUACUGAAUUCUUAAAGUGAUGUUCUUUAAAAGAUUAUAAGCAGUUAAUAUCUCACCCUCAGUAAAACUCUACAUAUCUUCAUUUAGAGUUUUUUGGAUUUGCUGUCACUACAUGCAAAGGCUAAGCAGAAACUGUCAAGCACCAAAGGAUUUUAUGGCAACUGACAUCUCAAUAACAUUAAACAAGUUUCUUUUUUGUUUUUUUAGAUCACUUGAGAAACCCUAAACUAUCAUUAGGUUUGCUUGACUUUUGUUGUUUACAGAGGAGCUGAUAAUUAUUGAGAUAAUGAAGCUCAGAGAUGUUGCAUCACCAAUAAUGUUCCUGUAUCAAGCAAGUACUUAGAUCACAGUUGGCCACAUUUCCAGACAACUUGUAUAAAAGAAGAUUUAAUGAAUGUAAGAAGCAAAAGUCUCCAUUCUGAUUUACAAACUUUUGUAACGCUUUAUUUUUCUAUGUGACAGAUGUUUCACACAGGUAAAUAUUACUAGUGCUUCAGCUCCGAUGCUAACUAUUUUGCUUAUAGUAAAUAAAGACACCCAACAAAAGCUGUUAACUGCUUAGGAUCUUUGAAAAGAGCCACAUUAAAAAAUUGAACUUGAGUUAUCUGUUUAUGUCAACUCACAGUAACUAUUUUUUUAUCUUUUUUUUUUUUUAAUCACUUCUAGCUACUGGUAGAAGUAGCAUAAAACCCACAUAGCCAUAAGCUAACAUGUCAACUACAGACUUAAUCAACUCCUCAUAACCUGUCCUCUUGGUAUUGUUGCAUUUAUGUUCUAAGUGUUUUAUUUCAUAUCAAUUUAAUUUAUUAUUUUGUAAUCAUUUGCAUUCAAGAUAAAAUUCUCAGGAAGGAAAACAGUGUUUAGUGUGUAUCAUGUUUCUCAAAGUGAUGAGACUACACAUGCCAUUUCAAUGUGUCUACAGUGGGAAACUGGUUCAUAAUAAAUUCAUUUCAUCAUUUAAGGCCUUUGAGAUAAA